AUGGCCCUGCAGCUCAUGGACCAAGAGGCUGUAGCAGUGCGAAGCCGACAGCGAUCUGGUGACUUGGCUGAAGGCUUUCUGCACUUUGCAGGAAUUCCUGCUGGUCAAACUGUGACAAGGAAAGAUAAACAGAAACUGGAACUAACUAGUGAAAUGGGAAUAGAAAUGAGCAGUAGAGUGUGGUGCUAUGAGGAAAAGAAGGACACGCCAAGCAGACCUCUGAGAAGAGUGCGUGCCCAGUCUCCAGAUAGCAAGUUACCUUUUCGGUGGAAGCCACCUUAUGGAGCAGGCUUCAGAGGUCCACGCAGCAGAUCCCAAGGUUAUCCCCGUGGGUAUGGAGAGAGCAGCCGAAGGAUGAGCUAUGCUCCAGUGCCUCAAGAGCGACAAAACCAGGAAGCAAGAAGACUAGCCUCUGAGUCAGUUCAUGUGGUUUCGCUGCCAUCAAGGAGCUCCCAGGGACGGAGCCAACCUGUCUAUAGGUCAUCUUUAGCUAAAAGAAAAGUCACAGAGGAGGAAGAGGUGGAGGUGGCACACGACAUAACUGUUCGAGUUAUGUCCUCUCAGUCCGUGCUCGUUACUUGGACAGACCCACUGUAUGAAAAACAGAAGGUUGCAGCAAAUAGGCAAUAUAAUGUUCGCUAUCGGGAAAAGGGGGAAUCGGCAAGGUGGGAUUACAAGCAGGUGUCCAACCGGCGGGCACUGGUGGAAAAUUUAGUGCCAGACACUAUGUAUGAGUUUGCCAUUCAAAUCUUGGAGGGAGAAAAGGAAGGCAAAUGGAGUGUAUCUGUUUACCAGCGGACCCCGGAGGCAGCUCCUGCCAGUGCACCUGAAAAUUUGGAUGUUUGGCCACUAAAGGGGAAACCAACCUCUGUAGCAGCAUCCUGGGAUGCUCUCCCAGAGAGUGAAGGAAAAGUCAAAGAAUACAUUCUUUCAUACGCCCCGGCUCUCAAGCCGUUUGGAGCCAAGUCCAUCACCUACUCUGGAGCUACAACAUCAGCCAUAAUAGAUGGUCUUCAGGCCGGGGAGCGCUAUAUUUUCAAAAUUCGUGCAGCAAACAGGAGGGGACCGGGUCCUCAGUCUAAAGCCUUCAGUGUCGUCAUCCCAGCAGAUGCCCAUGAGGAUUCAGUUGUUCAGCAAAAGACGAAUAUGCAAGAUAAUUCAGAGGCUAAAAAAACUGAGAAUGCUGGCUCAUCUUCUCAAACUUCUUCUGUUUCGAAAGCCCGGCCAUCACCUUCUUCUAAGCAAUUGUCUGUUCAUUCACCUAAUGUUAGUGAUAAAAAGAAUCUUCCUUCUGAAUAUAAGAAUAAAAUCUUGACUCGAGGGGUCUUGAGUAAAUCUCAGUUACCUUCUAGAAAGACAGGAGAGCUGAAACCUGAUCUCCAGUCCACUGAGGUGACAGAUGAUCAUGAUUCCUCCCAAGAAGCUCCAACAUCACCACCAAAGGCCCAGGACCAGAGGAGGAAUGUUAGACCCUUGUCCCCUGGUCGUCCAGUCCACCCUGUCCUUACCUCUGUUCGAACCCAUGCAUCAGAGGUGUCGCGCCAGACAAGAACAGAGAAACGUGAGCCACCAGCAGUGUUACCAUCCUCAGCACAACAUUCUUCUGCCUCAUCUGUUCCCAAAUAUACAGAUAAUGAAACAAAGCAACUGAGGCAAAGCAACAAUAACAUGCCUUCUAAAACCUCUUCCCAUCCUCUGCCUGCCAAAAAUAAUGAUCUUGUGGGUAAUGUGGAAGAGAAGCCAGACCCCAUGCUGGUGAAAGCAUCUUCUAAAACUUCAGAGCCUAGUCGCCUGGCUUUGCCAUCAAGUCGGCAGUCUGCUGUCUCUCAUGAGACAGGUCAUCGCAGUAGGUCUGGCUCUCUAGGUCUGUCCAAAUCAGCAGGUUCCCAUGCUCGUGAUAGCCAUAAUGAGUUUGACAGUGAAGAAGCAGAAGACACAGCAGGACAGCCCAGUUCUAGAUCACAGAAAACAAGGCUAUCCUCAAGCUCCAGUUCUCACACGUGGAAGGAUUCAACAUUGGCUGCCAUGGCAGUCUCAUCUAGAUCUGCUGUUUCUGGUCACACUUCAUCUCAUUCUCAGUCCUCCACCCGUUCCAAAUCCAAUGGAAAAGAUGUUGAUAAGAAUCAUAGGGAGGACUCACAGGAUGAAAAUCCUUUAUUUCCUUCUCUACCCUCUUCCAGACAGUCUUCAGCAGUCUAUUCAAAGAGAAGAAAUCCUCAGGUCGAUUCUGAUUCUCACCUCAGAGAGACACAUGGUGAAAAAUCACCCCACUUUGACUCAGAAGAACAGCAAAGCCGAACAGCUGCUCCAGAAAAGCAUUCUCUUUUGCAAUCUUCUCUUUCCAAACAAAAGCCUGAAGAGCAGGACAGUCAAGAGGUAAAAGAAACACUUGUUCGAUCAAAACCAAGUGCGUCUUUGUCUAGAAAGAUAUUCCCCUCUCAUCUCCCAGUGGAGAAGACCUCCCACUCAGAGCCUUCACAGAGGGCACAAACCAGUUCUUCCUUACUGCAUUCAAGGGGCCGGCGCCUCCCGUCUCACAUCUAUUCCCAGAGUAAUGAAGAGUUGCAGGAAGAUGAUGAUGAGGAUGUAACAGAGGGCAGUGACAAAGCAAGCAGCCACUCUGUGUUUCCUAAAGAGGUGUCCUCUUCUAGGGGAUUACCUUCAUCUCUCUCUCAGGGAAGUUCAACUUCAUCUCAAUCAAAGCAGCCGCAGCCAGGUUCUCAGGUACCUUCUUACAAACCAAAGCACAUUCAGCCAGACUCCAGUUCUGCCAGUGAUACAGCAAAAGACAACCAGUAUAAUCCAAGGUUGUCAUCCACAUCGAGACAAGCUCGUCCUUCAUUACCUACUCGCUCAAGGGUUGCUAUGAGAACAGCGUCCCAAACAGAAAAAAAACAUGGUGUAUUGCCCUCAAAAAUGUCCAACACUGAACUUCCUCAAAAAGUUCCUUCAUCUUCUUCAUCUAAACCUCGUCAGUCAGUUUCUAAUGAAGAGAGUGAUUAUUACAGUGAAUAUGAUCAGAAAGAAGUAGAGGAGAAACCCACAUCUUUGGCAGCAAAAUGGUCCCCUGCUGUUUCUAGAGGUAACAAAAAUGCAUACGAUGACACUACUAGCAGUAAAAGAAAAUCUAUGGACACUCUUCUACCUCACAAAGUAAAUUCUGAAGAGGAAGAGGUGGAAAAAACUUCAACAUUAAAAGUGGCUUCUCCUGAAUCACCAGGAAGCUCUGCCAUAACAUCACAUAUUACUCAGUCUUCUAAAAAGCAUACCCCAUCUAAACCAAGCUUUGUCUGGCCACGUUCUCCUGUGUCUACCACCACACACACUGUUUCUCCAACAGUUUCUUCUUCCACUUUGUCUCCUCGUCAGCGAUUAUUGAACUCCAGGGUACGGAGCCCUUCCCAGCGGCAAUUUGUCAGACCUCCUUAUAGACCAGGUUACAAUGGCAGACCAAAUCUUACAACAAAAAAUGGAAAUGGAAAAAUAAACUCUGGUAAUAAUGGAAAACCAAGUGGACAGAAAGUAAUCAAUGGCCCUCAAGGAACAAAGUGGAUUGUAGACCUUGACCGAGGGCUAGUGUUAAAUGCUGAAGGAAAAUACCUCCAAGAUUCCCAAGGCAAUCCUCUCCGAGUGAAAUUAGGAGGAGAUGGACGUACGAUUGUUGAUGAAAAGGGUGCCCCAAUGGUGAGUCCUGAUGGAUUACCUUUGUUUGGACAUGGCAGAUUCAGUAAACCUGUAGCGAGUGCACAAGAUAAACCAAUAAUAAGCCUUGGAGGAAAGCCUCUGAUUGGUCUUGAAAUGGUUAAGAAAACAACCACUCCCUCAACUACUACUACAACAAUACCUACAACAACUACCACAACAACUACUACGACCACUACAACAACUGUUGCUACAACCACCACCACCACUCCUGAACCAACCACCACUGACCCACCCACUGAGAAACCAAUCCCAACCUGUCCUCCAGGCACCUAUGGACAGUAUGAUGAUGAAGGCAACUUGCUGUUGGGGUUCAAUGGCCUGCCAGAGUGCAAUGCAGAAGUAGAUACGUUCUCUGGACUGGAUUCGGAUACAACAGCAACUCCAGAGGCAUAUGUGAUAUAUGAUGAUGACUACGAGUUUUUUGAGAGCACUUUGCCGCCAACCACCACCACUGUAACCACCACCACUGCUUCUACAACAACAGAAUUGGAAGUUGUCUAUCCCGAGACUAGUGUUGUUGGCACUGGCCCUAUGUCAGAAUAUGAUAUCGCUGGAAAGAAACGGUUCACUGCUCCUUAUGUGACCUAUCUCAGUAAAGAUCCAGCAGCCCCCUGCUCCUUGACAGAGGCCCUGGAGCACUUCCAAGUGGACAGCCUUGAUGAAAUCAUCCCUAAUGACUUCAGAGAGAAAGAUCAACGUCCCCUGAAAGCCCCUCACAACAUCACUGUUGUGGCAGUUGAAGGUUGUCAUUCCUUUGUCAUUGUGGACUGGGCUAAACCUGCUCGAGGAGACAUGGUAACAGGCUAUCUGGUGUACAGUGCAUCCUAUGAUGACUUUUUAAAGAAUAAGUGGUCAACGAGGACUGCAGGGUCUACUCAUUUGCCAAUUGAGAACCUGAAGCCCAACACACGGUAUUAUUUUAAAGUCCAAGCAAAGAAUCCCUUUGGUUAUGGACCUGUUAGCUCUUCCGUCUCAUUUAUCACAGAAUCUGACAAUCCUCUCCUCAUUGUCAGACCACCUGGCGGUGAGCCUAUCUGGAUCCCAUUCACUUUUAAAUAUGAUCCCACCUACUCAGACUGCACUGGCAAGCAGUAUGUGAAACGAACGUGGUACCGCAAGUUUGUAGGAGUGGUUCUUUGCAACUCCUUAAGGUAUAAAAUUUACCUCAGUGAUGAUCUGAAAGACACCUUCUACAGCAUUGGAGAUAGCUGGGGAAGGGGCGAGGACCACUGCCAAUUUGUGGAUUCACACCUGGAUGGAAGAACAGGACCUCAGUCAUACAUUGAAGCCCUGCCCACCAUCCGAGGGUACUACCGCCAGUACCGCCAGGAACCUGUAUCAUUUGGACGCAUUGGAUACACAACACCCUACUACUACGUGGGCUGGUAUGAGUGUGGCGUGCCCAUCCCAGGAAAAUGGUAGUAGUCUGUUUUCCUGUCUUAGGCAGACCAUGCUUUUCGAAUUAUUUCUGCCAGAGGACUGUGAGCAACUGAUUUGGAAAAGAAAAAUAGUAAAAUAACAAAAGGUAAAUGAGGCAAACCAGUGAAAAGCAGAUGCUCAAGAAACCCUCGUGAAGCCAAACAUGGACAUCCUUUACCAGCCUGUAUCUGUGGUGCUGCUUGAUUUCUGCUUGGAAGCAGGGAUAGGAUUUAAGUUUGGUGUCCUACCUUCCUCCUAUGUGUCUUUAAGGCACAGAGAGGAGUUUGCAAUGUGUGCAGCCUGUGAAAACCAGAACUGUAUUAGCCAUGAAAAUUUGAAAGUUUCUUAUAUCUUACAGGAACGACUUAAGCAUGCUGUGCUUGCUUAAUGGGAUGCUAAACUGUCCUUUUCUCCAUGGGGCUCCCCUAUGCAAUCAUGCCAUGUAACUGGCCACCCACCAAAGGCAAUAUAUUCUCCUGAAGACUUACCCGGUGGGUUUACCCACUGCUGGACUAAUCACCAGGUCACAGUGUAAAUUCACUGUGAGAUAUAUGUGUAUCUAUAUCUAUAUAAAUACAGUACUGUACAUUUGCAGAAGUACUGUUUAGAGAUCCUGAGAUUUUCUUGUUCACUAGAUAAAUAUGUUUGGAAUUUUUAUGUAAAAGGUGCUGUUAAUUCUUUGAGAUAUUGCUAUGCACAAUAUAUUAACCAAGGAAAGAACUCUGUUCUUCUUGUGAGUACUGUUGAUGUUAACGUUUGAAUUACUGAUCAAAGACCUGUGUCAAACUUCCUUGGCAGCCUUUGGACUGGACAAUCAAUGGGAAUCUACCCCUCUAUCCAUGUUAGAGUGGCACUGUUAGUCCCGCAAAAACACAUACACAGCAGUUUAUCAGCAUCAGUUAAACUUUCUAUCAGUUAAACUUUGCUAUUUAAAAGUUGUAGUGCAACUUUUCUUCAAUCCAUUCUCAUCUUAGUUUGUAUGUUAUUUAUUCCUUGUCAGUAUCUUUCACGUUACUGUGCAGAGGCAUAGGAUGAGUAAGUUGCAAAUUAGAAACUGCUUUUAACUUAUUUGCCCUCCAGAAAGAAACCCAAGUCACCCGUACAGGAGUCAACUAGCAGGAAGCUCAUUGGACUAUGAUCCACCCUAGGGACAAUUGGGAUACACUUCCUUUAGAAUACUACUGAAAUCUUUUCCAACCAAACCAGAAAGCAAAAACUGACAUGAAUAAAAGGUAUAGCUGGGGGGCUGAUCCAUUCUCUGGUUCAUCUCUCACUCUUAUUCCAGCUUAGAUGUAGUGUAGUUCUAACACCUUUUGAGUUUCUUCCUGUAGUUAUUUUAAAUUGUAUGGGAACAAAAAAGGGACUAAAGUGAUUAAAAUAGCAUUUUCUUUCUCAUGGUGAUUUGGGUUUUAACAUUUUAAUUAUUCUCACACUUUUUCUUCAGUACAGUGCAAAAUAUAUGGUCUAGAAGUAUAACUUUUUUCCUUAAUAAACCUAUGAUACAUGGUUCCA
Empidonax traillii (willow flycatcher) is the source of this 6636-nucleotide messenger RNA. RefSeq names its product fibronectin type III domain containing 1 (gene FNDC1). Bases 1 to 5127 code for a protein of 1708 amino acids. NCBI's taxonomy places the organism in Eukaryota, Metazoa, Chordata, Aves, Passeriformes, Tyrannidae. The record is from RefSeq and is a predicted model, not a curated record. The transcript is spliced from 21 exons. Gene Ontology annotation, molecular function: protein binding.